Messenger RNA from Lingula anatina, 6069 nucleotides. RefSeq names its product MAM and LDL-receptor class A domain-containing protein 1. The record is from RefSeq and is a predicted model, not a curated record. Lineage: Eukaryota; Metazoa; Brachiopoda; Lingulata; Lingulida; Lingulidae. Gene Ontology annotation, molecular function: chitin binding. Gene Ontology annotation, cellular component: membrane; extracellular region.
AGCAUAGUGCGCGCAGUGGUGUCGCACAAAAGGGGCUACGUGAGUGAAAGGGCGGUAACCCAGUUUCUUCACAUCCUGUUACGAUGUAAAGCAGCAUUAAGACGAAGGGGAUGUGUUUACCUAAAUUUAUGUAGACAACUGUUUUGGAAGGGUUUUCUGAAAGUUUGGUGCAACUGGCUUUUCUCGGGCGUGGCAUUUUGCGCCCGGUUUACGCCGGCGCAACUGCUACGCCUCACUUAAGACCGGUUGGUGCAACCUGGCCCUGGGAAGUACACCCAAAACAAAGAGCAAAACAACUCCAAAAAUGCAUGUAACCUAGUCGACCAGAAACCCAUUAAAUUAUGGCACCUGGGAAUGCGGAUACGGAGACAAUAACAGAAAUGUAUGGAUUACGGCAUGUAACUACAGCCGAGAAAAUAUAAAAACAGCGGAAUUCCUGGCCCGUACACCAUGGAGACGCACGCCUUAGCGAAUAUUACGGAGCCCGAGUCGACAGUGCAGAGCUCUAGAAAUGAAGUGAUCUCCCAAACCCCUUUGCCGCCAUACGGCGAUGUCUCUGACUACACAAGCUUGGAUUUUGGGGACAUCAGAGGGGCCGAAGGAGGCGCGACCCACGCCUACGAUAAUGAUGGAUACGAAAAUCCGCCACCUAAAUCAGUUAACGACCCCAACACUCCUCCAGCCCCAAUGCGAAAUGAGUCCAGGCGGGGUAUGAUCUACCGACGAAUGUCGGAUCGAUCUUCCGUCACCGGUAGCACAGCGAUAGUAGAGAACAGGCGGCGCAUGGGCCACAAGCGGUGCUGUGCUGUCGGGUUUGUGAUCGUGGCAGUAACAGUGUUAGUGAUGUUCACAGCGGGUCUGGUUCUCUUCGUUAUCCAAAGAGGGGGUACUGAAACCAGUAACGGCAGUUCACCUACUACGUUACAGCAGAAGCAGAAGUUCAGUGGAUGUGAGGUGGAGCCGUCCUCUAGAACAGACAGUGCUGCUACCCCGUGGAAGGACGGGAAGAUUGUGCCGACCGCGAACGUGUUCAGUUGCUUACGAUAUAAGGCUGAUAGCAAUUAUGAAAUCCACGUCCUAAGUAUGGACUCUGUCGGGAAGGAUGAAGCUGAAGUGAUGGUGUCGGUGAUUGGUAGCCCUAAAGUGAACAAUGUUAUGUUGGUGUUGAUAUCUGGUAUGGACACGUCUUGGGUUAUUGAUCCCAAUGCGACUGUUUCCAGGAUCAUCAAAUGUAGACGCGAUGGAGUGAAGUCAGGUAACAUUAAGUUUGAUAGCGUGAGCUGUCCAGAAAAGGAAGACGUCGCCUCGGCCGUACUGCAGAAUGUGGUGGCCACGUACGGACAGAUUACGUCAUACACAUACACCGCCACAUGCGACAAAUGGACGCUUAAGGUGGGCGAGCAAGAUGAACUGAAACCCACUGCGCUGCCUCCUACACAACCCACAAGUGUUACCACCACAACUCUCCCCCCUGUACGCAAUAUAUCUGCGGUUAGGAACGUCCGACUGGCAGAUAUGUGGGAGCAUGGUGCGGGGCAUGUGCAGGUGCUGAUAGGACGACACUGGUACUACAUCUGUGACCGCCUAAUUGACUCAGCUGAUGCGCACGUGAUUUGCAAGACGCUAGGACUGGGCGUUCAAGCAGAGGUGUUGUUCCAAUCGUUCUUCUCUACGGUGGAUUCUACUCCAUUGGGGUUGAUACUGGACUGUGUUGGCAACGAGACAAAUGUCACCCAAUGCCGCCAUACGUUAGCCAACCCUUUUAUCAGAUGUAAUCAGGAGGUGGCGACAGUCAGGUGUAACCCGGGACCCACCACUUCUCCUGCCAGCCCGUCACAGAUCACUGACGUAAGACUGGUAGACUCUAAUUCCAAAUACGAGGGCAACGUGCAAGUGAAGUAUGGCAACUAUUGGCGUUACGUCUGUGACGUUGGCUGGAAUUCGAUCGACGCUAGAGUUGUGUGUAGAACGCUAGGAUAUGGGAAUUUGACUGGCGCCAUAUAUUUCAACUCUAACUUCGGCAAUGCCCCUUCUAACAACCGACCGAUCAUAACCCUCAACUGCAUAGAUUCGGUCACUCAUAUCAAAGGAUGUCGCUAUGCAACGUAUUGGGAUUACUCUGGGUGUGAUGUCGAUGACGUAGCAGGCGUCCAGUGCUUUUCAGAUAUUGGAGUAUCAGGGAUAACCUGUAACUUUGAGGCUGGGAUGUGUGGCUUGAUGCCUUCUUAUACGUCAAGUGCUUACAGCUCGUUCAAGUGGACUCGGCGUAGUGGCCGCACAUCCUCCUCCUACACAGGCCCCACCUAUGACCACACGACGCUGUCGAGCACAGGUUACUACGUGUACGUGGACGGAACGUAUGGCUAUUCUGGCAGGACCACCGAGCUUUUAACACCCACCAUUCUUGCCAACACUACAAGGACGGUGUAUAAUAUAUCAUUCUGGUAUCACAUGUAUGGCUCUAGUAUGGGCGCAUUGAAUGUGUAUUUGACAGUACAAGGCAGGAAAACUCUCAUCUGGAUCGCUUCUGGAAACCAGGGCAACGCAUGGAAAUACGCUGAAGUGUUGAAACUCGCCAGCGGCAACUUCACGAUUACCUUCCAGGCCGUGCGUGGCCGUUCAUACACCAGUGAUAUUGCCAUAGACGAUUUAAAUAUCAAGAAACAAGAAGGCGCUACAACCGUUCCCCUCGAGAAGCUACAAGUGCGGCUGGUUGGCGGCUCUGUAGCCCGUGAAGGUCGUGUUGAGGUCUAUUACUUGGGACACUGGGGCACAGUGUGUGACAACGGCUGGGACAUCAGAGACGGGAACGUUACCUGUAGAAUGCUGGGAUAUAGUGGCGCAGUAGCGGUGUACCCCAGCGCUAGGUUUGGCCAAGGGAACGGGACGGUGUGGUUGUCCUAUAUAAACUGUACGGGAACGGAGUCUUCAUUAGAAGAAUGUGACAAACCCCACUGGGCCACAACCUGUAGCCAUUACCGGGACGCGUCUGUCAGGUGCAAGGACCCAGGUCUAGCGUCUGAAGAGUGCACGUUUGAGGGAGAUUUCUGUGGUUACACUCAGAGCUACUCAAAUAAUCUGAACUGGGUCCGAAAUCAGGGAAACAUCCCUUUUUACAGCUUCGGACCAAGCAGGGAUCACACCCUCGGCUCCAGUGCUGGGUACUAUAUCUACAUGUCGGGCAGCAAUGGGCUACCAAAUGAAACCGCGCGGAUAACGUCCCCUGUGAUCAAAGUGAACACCAGCACGGUCUACAACAUAUCGUUUUGGUUCUACAUGAGGGGGAGCGAGCUCGGUUACAUCAGGGUGUUUGUGAAACAACCCGGAGCGACGGAACAAGAACUCUGGAACUUUACUUCAGUUUCAGGAAGUUAUUUAUGGCGGGGACACUUUCUUCACAUCUCUAUCGGUAGUGAUUUUCAGGUCAUCUUCGAAGGCGUGAGAGGAGGAAGCUACAGGUCAGUCACAGCCUUAGAUGAUAUCUUUAUAUAUCCACUGGAAGGGAACAAUACUCUAGUACCAAUUACCGUUGGCGUGCGAUUGGCUGGCGGUUUCAAUCCCUGGGAGGGCAGAGUACAAGUCUACCACGCGGGGUUGUGGGGCGACAUCUGUGGCUCGGAAUGGGAUAUUUAUGACGCGCAGGUCGUCUGUAGGAUGCUUGGCUAUCGAAGCGCCGAGUCUGCUUAUACUGACAGCGGCACCUUAUUUGGCAGUAGCUCCAGCAGGACCUGGCUAAGCAAUGUCGGCUGUGUAGGAUACGAAUACUCCCUGGAAUAUUGCACUCACUCUAGCUGGGGCUAUAAUUACUGUUAUCGCAGCAGUAAGGCAGGUGUCAGGUGCACUCUCCCUGAUAAUGUUAAUACCACGAUUCGGUCAAAUGUGACUUGUUCCUUCGAGUCAGGGCCAUGUGGCUUUAGGUUUUCGUCCACGUAUUACAACUGGACAUUAAGAACCGGUAGCACUCCGUCCAGUGGAACUGGACCCUACACUGACCACACGCUGGGGAACUUACUUGGGCAUUACAUCUACGCGGAGGCAAGCUCUGUGUCCAGUGGUACCAGUACAAUGAUGAUAUCCCCGCCACUGGAUCCUCGUGGUACAAAAUCGUAUAACAUAUCAUUCUGGUACCACAUGAAUGGUUAUAACAUAGGGACACUUAAUAUCCGUGCCAGAUCCCUUAGCUCGGCUCGAGGAGCAAUACUGUGGACUAAAAGUGGAAAUCUAGGAAAUAUCUGGAGGAGAGGUGAAGUGUUGGCAGUGACGAAUGCUUCAUUCCAGGUUGUGUUUGAAGCUAUCUGCGGUUCUGAUUACCGCUCUGAUGUUGCUCUGGACGACAUCAACAUCGUUCAACUCACACUUGCUCAUACCCAGCAAGCAUCGUGUGAUUUUGAAUAUGGGGCCUGUGGCUUCCUGCAAGACAUGGCUGCCCCCGCAGGCUGGUUAAUCAGCAAUGGCUCUCGGACUUCAACGGUAUCAGCAGACCAUACAUUGCGAUCUGCUUCAGGACAUUUCAUGUACGCCAGGUAUACCUAUGGUGCAGGCACUGUAGCCCGGCUCAAUACGCCGCCACUGGUUAAGAAUACAAGAUACAUCGUGUCCUUCUGGUACAUGUUUCCUGGUUCCUACAGAGCAACUCUGAGUGUUCUGGUCCAGGGGACAGACAGAGAUGUUCGGUGGUCAAACAACGGCUACAGAGACACCAAUUGGCGCUACGGCUAUUUCAUCCUGGCCACGAGUCACGAUGUCCAGGUUGUAUUUGAGGCAACCUUGAGGAGUAGCUAUUCCAGUUAUGUCGCCAUAGACGACAUAAGUAUUGCCGUAUACACUGGGUGGAUAACAACGCUACCGCCCACACCAUCAGUGAGUAGCCGCAGUGUGCGUCUGGUUAGCGGGCUUUAUGCAUAUGAAGGACGAGUGGAGGUCUUUUACCGCGGACAGUGGGGGACUGUUUGUGACGAUGGUUGGAAUUUGGACGCUGCACGUGUGGUAUGCAGGUGGUUGGGAUACCCUGACGCGAUUGCUGCGUACGGCAGUGCUCGCUUUGGUGCUGGUGUUGGCACAAUCUGGUUGGACGAUGUUUCUUGCGCCGGGGAAGAAAACUCGCUGUGGGAGUGUCGCCAUAGAACUGUGGGUACUCACAACUGCGGCCACUCGGAGGACGCCGGAGUCCGCUGCUCAGAUCAAACGACCACAGUAAGGCCAACUGUCUUCCCGUCCAGCGUCCCAAGCAUUAUCUGUGCAAACACGACCAUGAACCAACCUCUGGCCAGAACCUGUGUCCAGUUUGUGGUCUGUGGAGGAUCACCAUUCCUGGCCAGCUGUGGCAGCAGCUUUUGGUUCUCAAAGAAAACCAGGGGAUGUGUUGAGUCGUCAUCACUGAGCAAUGAAUGUUACUCAAAUGGAUACAGGAGACCAGGUUCCGCAACCAACUGUUCUGUCGGAUGGCAGAAACAUGAUGACCAUUGUUACAAAUACAUUAGUUCUAGCAUGGCGUACAUGGAUGCCUAUACAUAUUGCCACACCAUAGACUCAAACCUGGUUAGCAUCCACUCUGCAAGAGAACAAUCCUUUGUCAGUUCCCUGUUGAGAAACGUCAGUUCACUGGUCUACAUCGGCUAUGACGAUAUCUGGGAAGAGGGUCACUGGCAGUGGGCCGACGGAUCUAUAGGGGCAGUCGGGAACUGGACCGAGUUCAACCGCGGGUCUUUUCAAAUCACGGAGGACUGUGCGGCACUGUAUCCGGAGGGACGCCCUCAGUGGUACGACGUGGAAUGCACUCUGAAACUACCUUUCAUUUGCAAAAUAUAACGUCCUGGCCAAGAAGAGCUACAGUUUAUGGGGAAGUACCCAACAUACGGGCCUUAACCUGAACGAACAUCAUAUCAUUUCUGAUCAAAAUUAAGAUAAUUAUUCAAGACAAAGCCUAAAAUUACUUUGUGGGCAGUGAAUAGUUCUUGUCCAUUUUAGUUCUAUAUACUGGAAAAUGAAGUACUUACACUGAUGCUCAUAAGUUAAGCAACACUUUCUAAUUUCUCGAAUUUCUCAGCAACCAAAAUUUUUAUUCAGGCA